This is a messenger RNA of Pseudocercospora fijiensis CIRAD86, 844 nucleotides long. RefSeq lists its product as uncharacterized. The coding region runs from base 36 to 227 and encodes 63 amino acids. Lineage: Eukaryota; Fungi; Ascomycota; Dothideomycetes; Mycosphaerellales; Mycosphaerellaceae. The record is from RefSeq and is a predicted model, not a curated record. The transcript has a single exon.
AUAUCUCUGACAAUGUGAAUUGGCACUCGUCUGCUAUGUUGAUGCCUUCCUGUUGUUCUCUGCACCUCCGACCGCAUAAGACGACCAUUCACCAGCAUCAUUGCACUUUCGGAGUCCGACAAAUUUCGCUCCUCAAUCAUGAUGCCGCUGCUGUCACGACUGCCGGGCCUAUCUUCACUGAUUACUUCCAGCGAGAGUGGUACGACGUCGAGCAUAUGGACUUUUGACGUUUGAAAAUCUGUCCUCGCCAGGAUCGUCCAUCUAGAAAAGGUUUACCAUUCCGCUGGCAUGGCCUCUCAUAUUUGGUCCACAUCGAGAAUCCUGGCAUGCCCACGAGCUCGUUCCUGUUGUCAAUGUUGAACUUGCACAGCAGGGACUGCGUCGGCCAUUUAGCAUUCUGGACGUGGAUGACGCGCAGAGCAGCUUGUCUCAGUCUCUUCAGGUCUUGGGAGAAUUUCUCGAGUUCGUGUAAUCCUGAGAACUCCGCUGCAGCUACGGCGAUGUGCCGUUUGCCAUCGCCAACCUGAGUGCUCUGCUCCUGCGAGACAUAGUCAAUGAUGAGCACCCGGCCAUCAGGGAAACAAUGUCGGUCAGUGGGAUCCCAUUUGGUAUGCCAUUUCAGCUCAGGGUCAUUCUUCCAUCUCCAUGUGUCGGUCUGCUUGUGGCCUGGUUUCCAGUGAGUAUAGAAUUGGGACCCCAAGUACACAAGCAAGAAUGAUGCAGGAGUCAGCCUCACCUCGAGAAUGCACCAAGCCUGUUACGACUGCCGUAUGUUGGUCCAAAAAUAACGCCGUCUUUGCGUAGGGAGAGAGAGGCACAGUCAUUGCUGUGUAUCCAAGACUGC